Molecule: messenger RNA, 1491 nt
Organism: Stylonychia lemnae
Lineage: Eukaryota; Ciliophora; Spirotrichea; Sporadotrichida; Oxytrichidae
Source: the annotation of a GenBank genome assembly
AUGGAAUAAAAAAACUUGUUAAUAAAAAAGCAGAAUUAUCAGCUUCAUCUUAUCAAUCCUCCUUAGUUCAGAGAAAAUUCAGAUCCAGAUAACCUAGAUGAUUUAAGACUCGAAGCUAAUUAGAUUUCUGCACAUUUAAUAUCAUAGCCGAGGUAGAUCAACCAUGUAACUAAGCAAUAUAGUACCAGAUAAUAAGAGAGAUAAAAAUUGAGACUAGCAAAAAUCCUGGAUUCUUAGAGAACAGAUAGAAUCGACUCGCAUAAAGAUUAAGCAUCAAAGUAGGAUUCGAACUAAGCCUUGAAGGAUCUAUUUAAAAAUUCUUUUCAUGAGUUCUUUGUAAAGAAUGAGAUAUUCUCUAAGACUUACAGAGAUAACAACUCAAGGAAUAUAGAUUUUUAGAACAAUUAAACAAGUCCUCGUAGAGGUAAUAUAAUUCAAUAACUUCCAAACCCACAUCAUAACAGGUACGUAUAUCAGCCAAAAAUUAACUUUCAAGAGUCUCCAUUAUUUAAAAAGCACAAUAAGUACUCUACGUUUUAACAAGUCUAUGCGUCUGCAACUAACCAAUCUACUGAAGCCUCCUCUCAUUUCAGCAAUUGUAAUACGCAUAGAGCUCAUUAACUGAGCACAUAAUUUCAUGAUCCAAUAUCUGCUAAAUCGAAGAUUGGUAUCCAAGAUAAUUUAAAUGACUCUCAACUAAUGAACUAGAUAAAGACUCCUCAAAAUGUGCUAACUCACUCAAUAGAUACUAAUAACGACACUCUCAAGAAGUUAGUCUAGCAAGUAGCAUGUCACCAUCAAGAUAUGAGAAGAAAUAGUCCAUUAAUUGCUUAGUCAACCUUCUACAACACUUAAUUAGUUUUUAUUCCUCAGCAUCGUAAAAGUUCAAAAAAGACUCCCUAUAAGGUUAGAAAUAUUCCUUCAGUUCACCAUCAACGACUUGGAUCUUUUGGUGAUUAGCAAAGUAAAAAUAUGACUUCAUCGCUUGACGAACAAGAAGCCUAAGAUCUCAUUAAGCUUCAUAGAGCCAAUUUCAGUUUAGACAAGGAGUCUUAUCGCAAAAAGUAUCUUUAAAAAAGAAUAGAAAUUCAGCAUAAGGAGGCAAAGAAGAUUCUUGAACUUAAAGAUAGUCUGAACUAAAAUAAGUUACUAUUAAAGAGCCUAGAUAGAAACCCAAGAAAUAAUUUGUAGCUUGAUGAAAAUUAUGUACCGCACACUUCUAUACAGAAGAGACAUGGUACUGAAUUCAUUACAGAGUUCGAUUAUAAAGAGGGGUUUAGAGUAUCAAAAAUGACAAUUAGGAAUAAGGAAGAAAGCAAGCGUCCUUUAAUUAAAGAAAUUCUUUGCAAAUCUAUUUUGAAGACAGAGCAAUAAAAAAGGAGAUCUCCUUUCAAAAAAUCAAUUAAAUUCGAUCAGGCUAGUCCCAAGCUCAAAGAUCCAAAUAUAAACCUUGAUAUACUUAACUUAAUUCAUCAUGAGUCGUCCAAUUGA